GCCGGUCUGCCAGGAUCACCACUCUGUGUGCAGUGCAAUGAUAUACAAAUGGAUUGUCUAAUGUUAUCUUGGAUUCCUCCAAGUGAUGAUAGAGGCAGUCCUGUGUGCGGUUACUACAUUGAGAGCUUUGAUACCUCAACAAAACAGUGGAUGAGGUGUAAUAAAAUCCCAGCAAAGAUCUGCCGAUAUCCUGUAUCUGGUCUUAUUCCUGGGCAUACAUAUCAGUUCAGAGUAAGCGCACUCAACCAGGUUGGUGUCAGCCAUCCAUCAAAACCGAGUGACCCUGUGGCUACAAGAGAUUCGCUGCAGGAAGCAAGAUCAAUAGUAAUACCAUAUAAUGAAGGAAGGACAAUUAUUGUGAACAGA
This is a messenger RNA of Staurois parvus, 366 nucleotides long. NCBI's taxonomy places the organism in Eukaryota, Metazoa, Chordata, Amphibia, Anura, Ranidae. The record is from the annotation of a GenBank genome assembly.